Molecule: messenger RNA, 1081 nt
Organism: Porites lobata
Lineage: Eukaryota; Metazoa; Cnidaria; Anthozoa; Scleractinia; Poritidae
Source: the annotation of a GenBank genome assembly
AUGCAGCAACGCGAACAGGAAUUACAAAGGAAACUCAGAGUGUUUAAAGAACGGUGUCAGGACUCUCAAAGCAAGCUAACGGAUAUCGAGCAACAUGAACAAAAUAUGCAGCGGCUGUUGAGAGAGCUUCAGGAACGAGAAAAAAAUUCUCAAAGCCAACUGAUGCAGUUUCAACAACGUGAAGAAAAUUCUCAGAGGCAGCUGACGGAGUUUCAACAACGUGAGCAAAAUAUGCAGCGGCUGUUGAGAGAGCUUCAGGAACGAGAACAAAAUUCUCAAAGGCAGCUGAGGGAGUUUCAACAACGUGAAAAGAAAAUUCGUGAAAAGAAAAUUCUCAGAGGCAGCUGACGGAGUUGCAGCGGCAACUGAGGGAGAUAGGACAACAGUUGACCAAUUGCCGAGGACAAGUUUCUGAACUACAGUUAAGUCUUUCAACAGCACAGCAAACAAUAAACCAAUUGCGUAACCAGGAAACACGGGACUGGGUUAUUCCUCGCGACGAAAUUCAAAUCACAGAGAAAUGCCUUGGGAGGGAAGGAUGGGGAAUUGUCGGGAAUUGUUGGGGGCGUAUUGUGGCUGCACUGUAGCAGUAAAGCAAAUACAUGAUCUGAUUCUCUCCCCUCAUAACAUACAUCUUUUUAAGAGAGAAAUGAAUAUUGCAUGCAAGUGCCGCCAUCCUCACUUACUACAGUUCAUCGGCGCCACCAAUGAUGAGGGAACUCCUCUGUUUGUGACCGAGCUGAUGGAGAAAAGUCUGCGCACUUUGUUGGAGCAGCGGCAACUCUCCGAGACAGAAAUAGCCGUCAUUUCUCUGGAUGUAGCUCUUGUCCUGAACUACCUUCAUCAGAAGAAACCAGAGCCUAUCAUUCAUCGUGACGUCAGCAGUGCUAAUGUGUUGCUAUGGCGACAGGGUAACCAAUGGAGAGGCAAAGUGUCAGAUUAUGCCACUGCUAAUUUCAUGCCGCAGACCAUGACAGUGGCUCCUGGAGCAAGGAUUUACAGCGCACCUGAAGCACUUACAUCAAACCAAACUGUCAAGGUAAGUUUUAGUCACUGUUCAAGACUGUUAACAUUGGCAUAA